Molecule: messenger RNA, 1991 nt
Organism: Solea solea (common sole)
Lineage: Eukaryota; Metazoa; Chordata; Actinopteri; Pleuronectiformes; Soleidae
Gene: pkia
Product: cAMP-dependent protein kinase inhibitor alpha
Exons: 3
Coding region: 156-383 (75 amino acids)
Biological process (GO): negative regulation of cAMP-dependent protein kinase activity
Cellular component (GO): cytoplasm; nucleus
Molecular function (GO): cAMP-dependent protein kinase inhibitor activity
Source: RefSeq, a predicted model, not a curated record
UUGUCUGGUAUCGGUGACUUGACGUCAGUGAACCCUCGUUCUGGAGCGCAAAGGAGAAUAAACGCGGUGCACAGAUGUGAUGUGAUUGAUCCCUGCCAAUACUCUGGAGCCCUUCAACUCUUAAACAGAUCCUGCUAUGGUGAGGUUUGCCAGCUAUGACGGAUGUCGAGGUGACCUACGAGGACUUCAUUGCCUCGCGGCGGUCCGGUCGCAGAAACGCCGUCCAUGAAAUCCAAGCAGCCGCUGGAGCACAGGGACCCAGUGACCUGUCACAGAGUCUGGCACAGCUCAACGUCAACCAGUCAGGUGAAAAAGGAGAAGAUGUGGAGCAAAGCCAGGGCUCUGCAGCCAAACAGGAAGACUCUCAAGGUGAGAGCAACUAAACGGCAACCAGCGCUGGAUGUUUACGGACUCAAACCCUGGCCGCUAGGAAGCCGACCGCACCAUCUCACUCAAUAACGACAAACACGCACAGCGAAAUCCUCUGCUGCCAACAUCCGGCUUGCCAUCAACUACAAUGCGGCGUCCCCUCUGCACUUGGGAGUGUUCCCAUAUACUUUCACGCCUCCUUUCCUCUGUGCCUUUCCUUUACAGUUUGUUGAUGUGAUGUACAGUAUAUGACGUCUGCAACCAGAGCCAGUUUGUCUGUUUGUCGGUGUUUUUGCAGGGUGAAGAGAGAAGGGAACAGAGGUCAGUCAAGGAUUUUAGAUCAGGCUGGAAUGUUUCCUCUGAAUUAGUCUCCUGUCCCCUUUUAUUUCAUUUCUACAGGUACAGAACCCAGGACAGUUGCGUAUUACCUAUUAAUGCCAAUUUAUAAUCUCCUUAAAUUAUUUCUUAUGUUUAUUUAUUUUGGGUUGAGCAUAGAUUUCAUCCAUCUCCUUGGUGUUGGAGUGAAACAGAUUUCUAAUUGACGUCCUAGGGGAGGCAAUGUAUGUAUGUAUACUCUACUUUAUAUACUUUUUCUCUUACACACUGACACAGAUGCAGCCAGUGUCUGAUUAUACUUAACAUCCCAUACUGAGUGCAGUAUAUUAAGAUUAUUUCUUAAUAUGAGUCCUAACUCUUAAGAUUUUUUUGUAGAUUACCAAUGAAUAGGAAAAUCUUUGAAAGUGUCCAAUAAUAUAUAAAAUGCAACUGAUAGACGAUUUACAACUGUGAUUCACAUUGUGAACAUUUUGUACGAGACAAAAAAAACCCAUCAACAUGGUUGCUAGUAGUUUUCUAACAGCAUUUUUUCAAUGACAUGUAAUCUUGUGUAUUCAGUCAUCUUUAAUUAUCCCUCUCAGUGUCAACAUUUUAAAUACACUAUCGUUCGUUCAGCGUUAUCCAAAUAUGAUUUGUUGAUAGUGGGCGUUAAGAGAAAUCAUUUAUUUGCUGCUGGAGAUUAGAAGAAUUACAAGACUGACUGCACUGAUGGACACCGAGGGUUUUUUUAUAUUUAUUAUUAUUAUUGCUCUGUAUUUUGUGAAUAUACACGUCACAUACUGUGGAUUAUAGGGUCCGCCAGACUAGUUAUUGUUGGGAUUGUACAGACUACCAGUCAUUUUGUAUUGAUUUACCUUUUUUAUAGAGAAUGGAACCAGCCCUCUUAAUACCACAAUAGUAGCUGUGGGAUAAACUGCCUUGAUUUGUGAUACUAAUUAAACAUGCACUCAAAUUAAUGUUGUAUAACACUGAUAUAUUUGUGUAAUUGUUACUUUUUAUAUUCCAUCCAUAUCUGAUCAGUUCAUUUUGUUUUUAGAAAGAUUUGAAAUGGUACAGUUUAUUGAUGUAGAAUUAUGUCAAAAAUCUGAGUUUGUGGGCAUUUUGUUUUUACAACGUAGCUACAAGGUCAAGGAUAACUUAAUAAGUGAGGUUUGUUAGGUGUGUAUCGUCAUUCAUGAGUCAUGUUUUCUGUGUUAAACUAUGUGAUGUCCCCACAUCUGACUUUGCCAGGUUUGACGUGCAGUUUUAAACACUGCUAGUGAAAAAUUAAACUCUUUCAAAACAAA